AUGGGUUUCAUAUCGUACGACAAGGCUCUCAAGAACAUAAAUGAGGCUUUGCAGCACCACUGGGGCAAUAACAUGGCCGGGAGGAUACGAUGCACCACCUCUUGCGGCGAGGUCAACAUAGGCUCCCCGUUUCGGCUGAGGGGAGACUCGACGAUCUGCGGCGACCUUAACUUUGAGCUAGCCUGCAUCGAUAACCGCACCGUUCUCGAUCCGUACUCGGGCAAUUACUCCGUACGGUACAUCAACUAUACCAACUACACGAUCGGGGUUGCUGAUAUGGGGCUGCAAAAGGGUAAUUGCUCGUCUCUUCCUCACCGCUCUUCGCCGUGCCGCAACUUCUUCAUAUCAGAUUCGUAUACUUGUUGGGAUGCCAGGUACUCUGUUCCAGAUUUAUCCAAGACCGUUUCGAUCGUGGGCUGCAGGAAGGUUGUCGAUUCUCACCUUUACAUUGACACUUCCUCGUGCCUCGAUGGGGCCAAAUUUUCGAAUUCUUUUGGUACAAGAAGGCGAUUGUAUGCCAUGGUGGAUGCGAAUGUCUCGAAUGUGGAAACCGGAUGCACUAUAGAGCAUAUGGCAAUGAUACCAUGGUGGGUUGAUGGCAAUCAUCUUCGUUCCUAUGCGCAAAUUCAUGAACAGAUGGUUUAUGGGUUUGAGCUUUCAUGGCUUCAAAAAGCCUGUAAGUUGUACUUCAAAGGUUGUGCUUGGUGCGGCAUCGACGCUGAGCACCAGAUUUAUUGCGGGGCCAACACAGAUGUCCUCGAUUACCUCUCCGAUAUUCGCAGGACUAUUAAAUUGAUCUCGCUCCAUGGCAUCGGUAACAUUAAAUCUUCUCGUUGUGGAAUUAAUUUUGUGUUUCUAAAUGCAAACAUUUAG
Syzygium oleosum is the source of this 873-nucleotide messenger RNA. RefSeq lists its product as uncharacterized. The record is from RefSeq and is a predicted model, not a curated record. Gene Ontology annotation, molecular function: polysaccharide binding. Bases 1 to 873 code for a protein of 290 amino acids. The transcript is spliced from 3 exons. NCBI's taxonomy places the organism in Eukaryota, Viridiplantae, Streptophyta, Magnoliopsida, Myrtales, Myrtaceae.